Larimichthys crocea (large yellow croaker) is the source of this 2888-nucleotide messenger RNA. It is a transcript of the gene ubac2, whose product is annotated as UBA domain containing 2. The record is from RefSeq and is a predicted model, not a curated record. Gene Ontology annotation, molecular function: protein binding; serine-type endopeptidase activity. The transcript is spliced from 10 exons. The coding region runs from base 183 to 1244 and encodes 353 amino acids. NCBI's taxonomy places the organism in Eukaryota, Metazoa, Chordata, Actinopteri, Sciaenidae.
CAUUUUGUCCUUCACGGGCUGCUGUCGGAGGCCCUCCCCUCCCCUCCGGUCUCUCCCCCCUCACAGUCACAGCAUGGAUCCACUCUCCAACUUUAUUUCGCCGUUUUCCUGUUAGUUUCACGUCGCUCUUAGGAUUAACAGUCUUCGUCUGGAUUCCCUCUAAACUCAUUUUUUUAAACACCAUGUUUACGACCACCGGCUCUCGGGGCCUCUACAAGGCUCCUCUGUCUAAAGGCCUCCUGCUGGUCCUCAAUGGUCUGACUGUGAUGCUCACCUUGCUGCCACAGUACCAGGAGCUGUUCCUGUACAACCUGCAGGCUGUCACACAGCAGCACCAGGUGUGGAGGUUUUUGUGCGGUCGUCUGUUCUGUCUAGACGUGAAGGACGCCUUCUGUAGCAGCCUGCUCAUCUACAACUUCCGAAUCUUUGAGAGGAGGUUUGGCACCAGGAAGUUUGCUUCUUUCCUGUUGGGUACUUGGUGUCUCUCUGCGCUGAUGGACUUCCUGCUGGCUCAGGCUUUCCAGUUUUUAUUUGACUAUGAGGUGGAGGAACUGCCCGCAGGACUGCUCGCUCCAGUCUUCUCUCUGUUUGUGCCUUUCUAUCUGUUGAUCCCCAGGAUGCCGGUCACCCAGGUCCUGGGCCACAUCCACAUCACAAACAAAUCUCUGGUCUACAUUGUAGGCUUGCAGCUGUUGACCUCAAGCCCCUUCAUGUGGCUCCUUGCACUUAGUGGGCUGAUCUCAGGCGGACUGUACCACUCCAAUGUCCUGUGGUUACAGAAGCUCCUCUUUGUACCCAUGUGGGUGUCUCGUAUUGGACGGUAUAUUCUGGAGCCACUCUUUUCAAGCUCCCAGCCAAGCAAUGAGACACCCCUGGGGAUGGGUGCCACUCUGGACAUCCAGAGGCAGCAAAGGAUGGACAUGCUCGACCAACAGCUGCUCCUGGCCCAAUACAACGAGGCCAGGAGGAACACCAGACACCAGCCACAGUCGGGGUUGUUACAGUGGACCAGGUUGUUCCCUUCCCUGAGACAGAGAGGGCAGAACCGACCCCCAUUGCAGCCCCGCCCCCAGGCGCAGACACCCCCAUCUACACAGCCACCCCUAUUGGACAACUCUCCUGUCGCAGAGGAGCAGGUUGCACGGUUGGUGGAAAUGGGUUUUUCCAGGAUUGAUGCCCUCGAGGCACUCAGAGCUUCAAAUAACGACAUCAACAUGGCAACCAACUUCCUCUUGCAACACUGAGAGAGAGAGAGAGUGAGAGUGCUCAGUGAGAAAAACAGAGGUGAAGGAGGACAGAGAGAGAAAGCAGGAAGAGGAACAACCAAACCAGAGGAGCCAAAAGCGAAACGGAAAGGAAAAAAAAAAAGAUGGUGGAUGAUGGAGACAAACGAUAUUUGUACAGAUAAUCUGAAGGCUGUGUCACCGCUCCCUGAAGCGGUGUUGGGCUGACCCAGCCUGAACUGAGCACGAUAGCAGGCUGAUUAAUGAAGAAGUGUGAAGCACAAAGUGGGAGACAUUUGCGUCAUAGCUUUCCUGAUGGCCGUCGCCACGUGAAGCAGGCGUCAUUGUUCAAAGCAGAUGAGUUAGACCUCUAACUACAAGUGGGGGGCGCGGGGGGUUCCCAUUGGAAAAUCUACAGAAACCAAACAGGUCAGAGCUUUCGUCGCAGUACAAUUUAAAAACAUCUUCGGUCCAGUGGACGAAAUAUAAAGUGGGCUUUUUGUUUAAAACAGAACUAACGCUGAAGCACACAAAUCAGCUGAGAUCCUUACGCACCCUCUCCACAUGGAUACUGUCUUAUAGCUAUGUGAAAUAGUUUUAUAUAACCGACAUCCGUCAUGUACUGCCAAUAACCAGCAUCUUAGACCGUGAUAGCUGGCGAGAGAUGAGUAUGACAUGGAAAAGGUUUUUUGACACAUUGGAUCAUUGAAUCAUUACGGCAUCAAUCAGGUUUCAUACUUUAUUUUCAGGAUUUUAGGGCAUCCAGUCCAAUAAUAUGAGGGGAAACGUGACACUGGUUGUACUUAACUCCAUGAGGAGGCAUAAAGGUCAUGAUUACAACUUCAGAAUGUACGAUCCAUAAACAAGAUAACCUACUUUACCAUGGUUUUAUGGCACAGUUGUUAUUUCUUUAUGUUGGCAGUCUUUCGUGGAAGUAGCAGGGCUCAACCCUUUCCUGUUCGAGAUGUUUUAGCAAAGCAGUCAGCCUGACUGACAGCCUCCGUGCGAGCCAAAUUCCUUCCUAGCUGAUUGGUUUAGCCCAUUUGUAACUCUACAACUACACUUCUGGUGACAGACAGGGCUGUUUGGCAGGAUACAGGUUAGAUGGGCUAUCUCAGGGUCUGUUAAUGACAUAAUCACAUUUGCAGACAUGAGUGCACAUACACAGUAGCCCUUCAAGGAGGUCAUGUCUCACAUUUCAUGCUCUCACGUGCAUACGCACACUCCUCAAGGUUAUAUUUAUUUGGUUUUAGCUGAGUUUGAGUCUUUUCUCUGCCAGCGUACAUACAGUAUCUGAAUCUUAGCAAGUCUUAAAAGAUGGAUUAUAUUUAUUAUGCAACACCACGACAAGAGAAAUUUAUGGAGACUAUGCACUGCAUAGUAACUACUUUGAGUGUGUAUAAACGUGCAAAACUUUUGUCCAAGAGAAGUAAUAUUGCAGCCACUAUGUAUUGAUGUCAAAGACAGAUGCUAGUUUUAUAUUUUGUGCAUAAUAAUAUUGAUAAUAUAUGACCACUGAGAUGAGUCUGUCCUUUGUGUGUAUGUAUUUUUUUAGAGUGAUAUAAUAGUAUAUGAGUGUGAUGAGGGAGUUGUUGCAUGACAACUUCCUGAUGACCUGUAAUGAAUCAUAUGUGAUCUGUGGAAUAAAUCAACUUCCUGACUGAA